Mycena citricolor is the source of this 362-nucleotide messenger RNA. NCBI's taxonomy places the organism in Eukaryota, Fungi, Basidiomycota, Agaricomycetes, Agaricales, Mycenaceae. The record is from the annotation of a GenBank genome assembly.
UCCCUUUGACACUCGGGCCUGUGUUCGAAGCCUCCCCCAGUGUCGCGCCGGUGAAGACGAUGGUGUCCAUGGCGAUAUUCGAGUGUUGCGUGCUGAAGAGAACACAGCGCAGAGAGCACCUCGGCUACCUCUGGACUGUCUGCGAAACGGGCACAGGGCGCAGCACUGGCCGAUCCCAGUGGCUUGCAUCCUUCCUGUCAUGCCUUACCUGAGAUUCCUCUUUCCAGACUGUGGCUACGCUAGAUCGGAUUUGAGAGCAGGGCCCAGGGUCCAUUCAUGGGGCGCUAUCGUCUGGGACCUGUGCCAUUACCGAUCGUUGGCAGGUGAGUGGUUCGCUUGCGUCUGCUCUGUGUUGGUGUUUU